Messenger RNA from Canariomyces notabilis, 2914 nucleotides. Its product is annotated as heat shock protein 70. Gene Ontology annotation, cellular component: cytosol; nucleus. NCBI's taxonomy places the organism in Eukaryota, Fungi, Ascomycota, Sordariomycetes, Sordariales, Chaetomiaceae. Gene Ontology annotation, biological process: protein folding. The record is from RefSeq and is a predicted model, not a curated record. Gene Ontology annotation, molecular function: ATP-dependent protein folding chaperone; ATP binding. Bases 327 to 2510 code for a protein of 727 amino acids. The transcript has 6 exons.
GGGGAACUCAGGCUCCAGGAUUGAUUUUUUCGUUGACUUUUUUUCUGCCCACCGCCUGCCUGCCAACCAGACCUGUUGUGCACAAUCCACUUUGCGACGACGAGUAUCGGUUUUCUGCAACGCCAUUCCCGUCCACUGCUAGACUCUGCAUCUGCGUAGACGACGAGCGAACUCCCUCAGUUGCCGAUUUCUCAAACCAAGCUGGUACGGUCAUACUGCCGCCUACUAGCCUGCCUACUUAGGGUCGUUGGUGUGCCCGUUCAACUUUGUUUACACAGCCGGUCCGGUUUUCGAUUCUUGGUGCCCCUCAUUUCCUGCCGCCCAACAUGAGUGUUGUCGGUGUUGAUUUCGGUUCCCUAAACACCGUCAUCGCCGUCGCGAGGAACCGGGGUGUCGAUGUGAUCACGAACGAAGUCUCCAACCGGGCAACUCCGUCCCUUGUUGGGUUCGGACCCAAGUGCCGCUACCUCGGCGAGCCCGCAAAGACUCAGGAGAUCUCUAACCUCAAGAAUACCGUCGGCUGCCUGAAGCGCCUCCUCGGGCGAUCGCUCAAUGACCCCGAUAUCCGGAUAGAGCAGGAGUUUAUCUCGGCACCCCUCGUCGAUAUCAAUGGCCAAGUCGGCGCCGAGGUCACAUACCUCGGCAAGAAGGAGCAGUUUACUGCCACACAGCUGGUGGCCAUGUUCCUCAGCAAGGUCAAGCAGAUUACGCAAAACGAGCUCAAGCUCCCAGUUUGCGACCUGGUCAUGAGUGUUCCGGCUUGGUUCACCGAUGUCCAACGCCGCGCUCUUAUUGAUGCCGCCGAGAUUGCCGGCCUCAAGCUUCUCCGUCUCAUCAACGACAAUACCGCCGCCGCGUUAGGCUAUGGCAUCACCAAGCUGGACCUCCCCGCAGCCGACGAGAAGCCUCGUCGUGUUGCCUUUAUCGAUGUCGGCUACAGCGACUAUAGCUGCUCGAUUGUCGAGUUCAAGAAGGGCGAGCUCGCCGUCAAGGCCACGGCCUUUGACCGACACUUUGGCGGCCGCAACUUCGACCGCGCGCUUGUCGAGCACCUGCAGAAGGAGUUCCACGGCAAGUACAAGAUCGACAUCUUCAGCAACCCCAAGGCGCUCACCCGCGUCUACGCCGCUGCCGAGAAGCUCAAGAAGGUGCUGUCUGCCAACCAGCAGGGCCCCUUGAACAUCGAGUCCCUCAUGAACGACAUUGACGUGCGCGCCAUGAUCACGCGCCAGGAGUUUGAGGCUAUGGUUGAGCCCUUGCUGAACCGCGUCAACGGUCCUCUUGAGCAAGCUCUUGCCGACGCUAAGCUGACCAAGGAGGACAUUGACGUUGUCGAGGUCGUUGGUGGCGGUAGCCGUGUCCCGGCUGUCAAGGAGCGCAUCCAGGCCUUCUUCGGCAAGCCCCUUUCCUUCACUCUCAACCAGGACGAGGCCAUUGCUCGUGGCUGCGCCUUCAGCUGUGCUAUCCUCUCGCCCGUCUUCAAGGUCCGCGACUUCGCUGUCCAGGAUGUUAUCAGCUACCCGAUCGAGUUCGCCUGGGAGAAGGAUGCAGAUAUCCCUGAUGAGGACACCAGCCUUACCGUCUUUAACAAGGGUAACGUUAUGCCCUCGACCAAGAUUCUCACCUUCUACCGCAAGCAACCCUUCGACCUGGAAGCGAGGUACACUACUCCCGAGGCGCUCCCUGGCAAAGUUCCUCCCUUCAUUGGCCGGUUCUCGGUCAAGGGUGUCAAGGCGACUGGCCAGCCUGAGGACUUCAUGAUUUGCAAGCUCAAGGCUCGUGUCAAUAUCCACGGCGUUUUGAAUGUUGAGAGUGGCUACUACGUCGAGGAUCAGGAGGUGGAGGAGGAGAUAAAGGAGGAACAGAAUGGGGAGAAGAAGGACGCCGAUGCUAUGGACACGGACGCCAAGGACGAGUCCAAGCCAAAGACAAGAAAAGUCAGGAAGCAAGUUCGGAAGGGCGAGCUGCCCAUCGUCAGCGCCACACAGUCGCUCGAGCCUGCUGCCAAGGCUGCGGCCGCUGAGAAGGAAGCCUCCAUGCUCAUGGAGGACAAGCUGGUGGCCGACACGGAGGAGAAGAAGAACGAGCUCGAGACGUACAUCUACGAGCUCCGCAACAAGCUCGACGACCAGUACGCCGAGUUUGCCAGCGACGAGGAGAAGGCCAAGAUUCGCGAGAAGCUCGAGGCUACCGAGGAAUGGCUUUACGAUGAAGGCGACGACGCCACAAAGGCCGUGUACGUCGCCAAGAUGGACGAGAUCCGGGCUCUGGCCGGUCCCGUCGUGCAGCGCCACUUCGAAAAGGUUGAGGCUGAGCGUCGGGCACUUCAGGAGAAGCUUGAGGCCGAGCGAGCCGCCAAGAGAGCGGCUGAGGAGGAGGCUCGCAAGGCCGCCGAGGCCGAGAAGGCUCCCCAAGACGCCGCCAAUGCACCAAAAGAGUCCAAGGACGAGGAGAUGACGGAUGCGGAUGCCCCUCCCAAGCCUGAGACCGAGGAUGCCGGAGACCCGUAAAUAGAAGGAGCUGAAUCUUUCUCUUCCUCUGCUGCUUCUGGUCUUUCCUUUCCCUCGUGCUCGUGAAGGGGCUGGGGCAGAUCUUCUCCUGUAAGGUGGUGGUUUUUUGAUAGAUGGGCCUCACAGGAAUACGAAGCGGAAGCAUGUAUCAGGCGUAUCAAAUGUCUGUAUGGGUUCUAUUGUCUAAACUUGCUUGUUAGGAAGAAGGUGAGGAAAUUACCAUCAUGAUGAGCCAGCUUUAAAAAAGAGGAGGGUAUUCUACAGGAGACAGGAAUGAAAAUAGUACUCUGCUUGAAGAUGAACUUCGUUUUGAUAGGGAGUACCUGCAUUCUAGCGACUGUUUGUAAAGGUUCAGGUAAGUACCCAGCCGUCAGGAAUGCGGAGGCUUUGCAGCAGCAUGCUAU